Molecule: messenger RNA, 2487 nt
Organism: Pistacia vera
Lineage: Eukaryota; Viridiplantae; Streptophyta; Magnoliopsida; Sapindales; Anacardiaceae
Product: plastidial pyruvate kinase 4, chloroplastic-like
Biological process (GO): glycolytic process
Cellular component (GO): cytoplasm
Molecular function (GO): potassium ion binding; pyruvate kinase activity; magnesium ion binding
Source: RefSeq, a predicted model, not a curated record
AUGCACGCCUUGAUAGAAUCAGAAAUGCAACAAUUGGAAGCAGAUCGUUCUCCUUCAAUGGAGAAACACUCUCAACUUGAUGUUUCAGAGUCGAAAACGACGAAUGGGAAGAAAGGAAGCAAAACUGACAUAGAGCAUGGAAGGGAGGAGACUAAUGAUUUAGAUGAUAAUGAUAAGAAGCCUUCGAGAGCUGAUUAUGUAGAGUUUGCAUUGUCCAAUCCAAGGGGAAAGCUCUCACACUUGACAUGUAGGCAUCAAGUGAGACAUCCUGUUAAUGUUGUUCAAUUAUUAGCAGUAAAGAGGAGGGAACUUACGCUGAAGACCUUACCCUUCUCUGUCCCAAAUGAAAAUGAUGAGGCUGAAAGAGAAACAUCCCUUGAUUGCACUGAUGAUGGCCUGGUUUUGGGAACAGAAAUAUCGCAUGAUUCCACUGAUGACCUCCCGGUUUCGGAAAGAGAAACAUCCCAUGAUUUCACUGAUGAUGGCCUGGUUUUGUGUUCUGAGGAUAACAAAAGUUCUGAGCACCAAGAUGUAGAAGUUGUCGCCUCUGUUUCAUCUUUGGAAGAAGACCUUUCUCAGGGUGCCGAGGAUUUGAGAAAGCCAGGAAGCCUUCUUGAAAAACUAAAGGCUAUACACUUACAUGUAUUAGCGUCUGAACAAUGGAACAAUUCUCAACUCCAAUUAUGUCAUGCCUGACAUUACUUGGAGAGUGCAACAAACUUAAUUCAUUAUCUGGCUCUAAAAGGCCUUGACAUUGAGCAGCUGAGGGAAGAUCUCUCUUUUACUGGUCUUUUGAAUUUGAAGACUAUCAAUUCAUACGUUCUUGCAUGUCUAAAUGCCGGAAUCCAACUAUUGGAGAACCAGAAUACUACUUCUCUAGAUAAAAAAGAGAACAUUAGUGUGGGAAGUUGCACUCAGGAAAUAUUGUACCAACGGCAGAAUGAGAAGUUCACAGUUAGAGCGAUGAGGAAGAAACUGUUGUCCAAUAAAGAGUUAUUGUUGGGCUCACUUCGGGGUAACAGAACUACUCAAGUUAUGGUGACAAUUGGGCAAGAGGCCACCGAGAGUGACACACUUAUGGGUGACGUUCUUAAGGCUGGUGCCUCCAUUAUUAGGAUAAAUUGUGCUCAUGGAAACCCUAGUGUCUGGAGUGAAAUAAUCAGAAGAGUAAAAAGAACUUCUCAAAUGUUGGAGAUGCCAUGUCGAAUUCUUAUGGAUUUAGCUGGACCGAAAAUCUGUACAGGGAGCUUGAAGCUUGGUCCAUGUGUAACUAAAAUGUCCCCCAAGAAAAAUGCUACUGGAAAUGUGAUGUUUCCAGCUCAAGUUUGGCUUUCUUACAAAGGAUCAGAUCCUCCUCCUCCUUCUCACUUGUCUCCUGAUGCAGCUCUAUUCAUAGAUGACCAAAGAUUUCUCAGUGAGCUCAAGGAAGGUGAUACUUUGAAGUUUUAUGAUGCCAGAGGGAAAAAAAAAAGGACUCUCAAGAUUACUAGACAGUUUCAUGUUUUUUCUGGUACAGGGUUUGUGGCUGAAUGUACAAGGACUGCUUAUGUUCAGUCUGGGACAGAAUUGUAUACUAAAGGAAAGAAAGGUAGGCUCUUAGCUGGAAAGGUGGUGGAUGUCCCUGCCAAAGAGAAAUUUAUCAGAUUGAGAGUUGGAGACCUGCUAGUCAUAUCACAAGAUAGUUCAUUGGAACAGGAAGAUUUGUCUGGUCCAGCUAGUGGUGCUCAUAGGAUAACUUGUUCUUCUGGCUAUCUAUUUGAUUCGGUCAAACCUGGAGAGCCUAUACCUUUUGAUGAUGGAAAGAUUUGGGGAGUAAUCCAGGGAGCAAGUAAUUCAGAGAUUGUUGUCUUUAUCACUCGUGCCGGUCUUAGAGGUACUAAACUUGGAUCAGAGAAAUCCAUAAACAUCCCGGAAAGCAAUAUUCAGUUUGAAGGUCUUACUACAAAGGAUCUCAUGGAUCUUGAAUUUGUUGCCUUGCAUGCUGACAUGGUGGGUGUUUCUUUUGUUCGAGAUAUUAGUGAUAAUGUUGUGCUCCGUCAAGAAUUGGAGAAACGGAAACUUCAGAACCUGGGUAUUAUUUUGAAGAUUGAGACGAGUGGGUUUGAGAAAUUGCCUCUUAUGCUUUUGGAAGCUAUGAAAUCAUCAAAUCCUCUGGGGGUUAUGAUUGCGAGAGGAGAUCUUGCAGUGGAGUGUGGGUGGGAAAGGUUGGCUGAUAUACAGGAAGCAAUUCUGUCUAUUUGUGGAGCUGCCCAUGUACCAGUCAUUUGGGCAACUCAGGUUCUAGAGUCACUUGUCAAGUCUGGUGUCCCUACCAGAGCUGAGAUUACCGAUGUUGUCAAUGGAAGGAGGGGAAGCUGCGUAAUGUUAAACAAAGGAAAAUAUAUUGUGGAAGCUGUUUCAACUUUGGAUACCAUCCUCCACCUAAACACUUCUCAGACGAAAGCAGAACUGAAGCCUCUUCUACUUUGGAGCCACUUUUUUCACUGA